AUGAAGUACCAGCUCGCCACUCUCCUGUUCGCCUCCAUGGCCCUAUCACAAUCAACCACCACUGUAAAAGAAGCCAGGGAGAUAUGCGGAAAGAAUAUCAAGCUUUCAUGCUGUGAGCGCGGAGGGCCCCUGCAGGCAGUAUUUGAGAACUGCAAGGAAAUCUCUACUGCAAGGGAUAUGAUUGUCUCAAAUUAUAUUCCUGAAUACCUUCUGAAUACCGUCUAUCCGCCCAUACAAACCGUCGCUUCCCCUAUAUUGCCCGCCCUAGAAAUCAAGUACAUAUGUGUGUUAUGUGAAAGAGCAACACAACAGUGA
Aspergillus terreus NIH2624 is the source of this 315-nucleotide messenger RNA. RefSeq lists its product as uncharacterized. The coding region runs from base 1 to 315 and encodes 104 amino acids. Lineage: Eukaryota; Fungi; Ascomycota; Eurotiomycetes; Eurotiales; Aspergillaceae. The transcript is spliced from 4 exons. The record is from RefSeq and is a predicted model, not a curated record.